Molecule: messenger RNA, 675 nt
Organism: Acanthosepion pharaonis
Lineage: Eukaryota; Metazoa; Mollusca; Cephalopoda; Sepiida; Sepiidae
Source: the annotation of a GenBank genome assembly
AUGACAUCUAUCUAUCUAUCUAUCUAUCUAUCUAUCUAUCUAUCUAUCUCAUCUGAUUCUAUCUAUCUAUCUAUCUAUCUAUCUAUCUAUCUAUCUAAAUCAGGUCGCAUCUAUCUAUCUAUCUAUCUAUCUAUCUAUCUAAAUCAGGUCAUCCAUCUAUCUAUCUAUCUAUCUAUCUAUCUAUCUAUCUAUCUAUCUAUCUCAGUCGCAUCUAUCUAUCUAUCUACAUCAGGUCGCAUCUAUCUAUCUAUCUAUCUAUCUAUCUAUCUCAGUCUGAUUCUAUCUAUCUGUCUAUCUAUCUAUCUAAAUCAGGUUGCAUCUAUCUAUCUAGUCGCAUCUAAGUCUAAUUGCAUCUAUCUAUCUAUCUAUCUAUCUAUCUAUCUAUCUAUCUAUCUAUCCUCGCUUCCUUUUUUGAUGCAUAACCUGGAUAUAUUUUACCUCCUACUGUUUCCCCUCCGUAUCAUUUACAGACCCCACCCCUUCUUGCUUUCACAUAAACCUAAUCAUAUUCAACCGUUCUUUCUUUCCUUCUAUUUUCUUUCUUUCUUUCUUUCUUUCUUUCUUUCCUUCCAUUUUCUUUCUUUUUCUUUCUUUAUUUCUUUCUUUCUCGAUUUGGUGAUUCGGUCUUCUCUCUUUUCUUCCGACCUCUACGCACUUUUUUCUCUACAGACUUAA